Messenger RNA from Dendronephthya gigantea, 1168 nucleotides. Its product is annotated as RNA-binding motif protein, X-linked 2-like. Gene Ontology annotation, molecular function: RNA binding. NCBI's taxonomy places the organism in Eukaryota, Metazoa, Cnidaria, Anthozoa, Malacalcyonacea, Nephtheidae. The coding region runs from base 86 to 922 and encodes 278 amino acids. Gene Ontology annotation, biological process: mRNA splicing, via spliceosome. The transcript has 5 exons. The record is from RefSeq and is a predicted model, not a curated record. Gene Ontology annotation, cellular component: U2 snRNP; precatalytic spliceosome; catalytic step 2 spliceosome.
UUUGCACAAAAAUUGUAUUUUUCUUGUAGUUGGUUGUUUUACUAAAGUUAACAUUACUCGUGGAGUUAUUUGUUUCACCGUUAUCAUGAAUCCGUUGACCAAUGUCAAAAAUAUUCAGAAGCUGAAUGAAAAAGUUUUACAAAUGGGUGUCGAAGAUAAUGCAUCAUGGCAUAAACAGUAUAAAGAUAGUGCUUAUGUUUUUAUAGGUGGAAUGCCUUAUGACCUAACUGAAGGAGAUAUUUUAUGUGUAUUUUCUCAAUACGGCGAAAUUGUAGAUAUUAAUUUAGUUCGGGAUAAAUCAUCUGGAAAAUCAAAGGGUUAUGGAUUUUUAUGUUACGAAGAUCAAAGAAGUACAAUACUUGCUGUAGAUAAUCUUAAUGGCAUCAAGCUUGGAGGUCGAACAAUCCGAGUUGAUCACGUAGCAAACUACAAACGACCAAAAGGUGAUGAGCGAGAUGAAAAAGGUGAAAGAAAAGAAUUACCUCUUGUUGGAUGUGCGCCCACAACACCACCUGGUUCAGACGAAGAUCAGGAAGAGGGAAACGAUAUGACAUUGGAUCCUAGGAAGAAGAAAAAGAAGAAGGAAAAAACACAGAAACGACCAAAAGAAAACAAGAAAAAUAUAGAGAUGGCAGGAAAAGAGCGAAAACAAGGAUUAUCGUCUGGUCAAGAGAGUAUAUUAUCAAAGAUUGCGAAAUUAGACCAAAAUUUCGAGGGUAAUAGUAGAAAGAGAUGUAGUGAUGAGCGUGGUGACCAGGAUAGAUCACACUUAGAAAAGCAUAGGAAAUCAGACUAUAAAGACAGUGACAGAGAAACAAACCGCAGAAGAGAGCGAAGAGAAAGAGAUAACGAGAGACAACGUGGAGAUAACGAAAGAGGAAAAGAUAGAGACAGAAAACGAUAUGAAGACACAAGAAGGUAAGUUUAGUGCCAAACAAUAGACCUCAUCUCGUCUCAUUAAAGUCUCGGGUAUCAUGAAACAAUAAUUUGGAAACUUUUUCUAAACAAAGAAUAUCAGACGAAAAUAUACUUUUACGAUAGGCAUUUCCAACGGAGGCUAACAAUGCAAAACUUGCAGUGAUUUAGUACCAAAAGCAGUGAAUUCAAUUUAUAAUUAUAUUGUCUGGUCACAAUUCCAUUAUUUAUUGUAUAUUUCUAUAUUUCAGUA